Messenger RNA from Chironomus riparius, 834 nucleotides. Lineage: Eukaryota; Metazoa; Arthropoda; Insecta; Diptera; Chironomidae. The record is from the annotation of a GenBank genome assembly.
AUGAAAUUUUUGGUCUUCGUUGGUUUAUUAUUUUUGGCUACUGCCAAUGGCCGAUUUGUUCAGGAUGAACUAGUGCCAACAAAAUGGAUGGACAGAAUCAUUCCUGAUGAUGGAAAUGAGAGGAUUUUUGGUGGUGAACCAGCUGAAAUUGCUGACUUUCCAUACAUGAUUGCCUACCUUGAUUUAACUCGUGGUGGAUUCCGCUGUGGUUCAUCGGCAAUUGGUCUUCAUUGGGUAUUAACUGCUGCUCACUGCUUGGAAAUCAUGACACCCGUCAAUCAACUUCAACUUCGUGGUGGUUCAACAAUGCGCAAUACUGGAGGUGUUAUUUUCAGCGUUCAGGCUUACUGGAUGCAUCCAAGCUACAAUACACGUCUUGAGUAUGACAUUGGUCUUGUUCGAACUCCCGAUAAUCAUCCAAUUGUUGGCACAAACAUUGCUUUCAUUCCAUUGGCAGGAAUUUGUCCUGACACUCAAGUUUGUUGCGAUGUUUGUGACGGAGUUUCAUUGCUUGUUUCUGGUAAGUUUCGAACACCAGAAGGCUCGACAAAUUCAUUAAACCAACUUACAGCACCAGUCCAUGAAUGGAAUGACUGUAUGAGAAUUUGGAACAGAAAUGGACCAAGUUUUGUCUGUAAGGCUGUUAUUGAUGGACGUGAUACUUGCAGUGGUGAUUCUGGAAGUCCAUUGGUAAUUGGAACAGGAGCAAAUCGAGUUCAAGUCGCUGUUGUCAGCUUUGGAACCUCAGUAUGUGGAUCAGGAUCACCAUCAGUCAACAUUAGAGUUGAGCAUGGACCAGUCAGAAACUGGAUAACAUCUCUCAGUGGAAUCUAA